Messenger RNA from Psilocybe cubensis, 942 nucleotides. RefSeq lists its product as uncharacterized. The transcript has 2 exons. Lineage: Eukaryota; Fungi; Basidiomycota; Agaricomycetes; Agaricales; Agrocybaceae. The coding region runs from base 1 to 942 and encodes 313 amino acids. The record is from RefSeq and is a predicted model, not a curated record.
AUGACCUACCAAGGAGCAGCACAAGUCAAGUUCCUGGCCACAUUACGAGAUAAUCCACAACUCGCCACGCUCGUACGUGUCUAUCAUAUUCCCACACAUGACGUAUCGGAUGGGUCGCUUAGCUGGCAGCUUGUUCUUUGCUGCAUCAAGCAAAUGACUAAUCUCAAGGAAUUGGUGUACCUCAGCCUUUUCGCCAAAUCCGAGAAUCCGUUUCCUCAAGUAAGCGAGGGUGAAGAAAUACCAUUCCAGUUGGAGAGAUUUGUUUGGGCAGUCGAAGGUCGCCAUCGUCAGGACGGUGUCACGCAAUUUCUCAGGACUCAGCACAAGCUCAAAUUUCUCCAACUGAGCUGCCAACUUAACCAAAACAUUCCUUCAGACAUUGUACCGGACUUACACACCUUGGACGGUGACGUCGACCUCAUAUGCGCAGCCCUUCCUGGACGUUCAAUCAGCAAACUGUACUGGAGGGAGUAUCCGUGGCGUGCACAUCGUCCAUGGUCGUAUUUCAAUAUACUUUUUCAUGCCUCUCAGCUUGAGGAAUUAUCAGGCAUAAGAGGACUUUCUAUAUCAAUGGAAACCCUUUCGCGUCUAUUCUCCAGUCAGCUCCAGAACGGUUUACGAAGGCUACAGAAUGUGGAGGUCUUGGAAAUAUGCACCAAUCAAGCUAUGUCAAAUCUAAUCAACAUAACUAAGAAGUUCCCUUGUCUCAAGCGUUUCAUAAUCAGGCCGGAUGUUUCCAAGGUCCCGUUUCCGUAUCCCACUGUUGUCGAAAAAAUAUAUCGGUCAGAAGAAAUCCAAAGCGAGGUUGCAGCGCUUUUUAAAGCAAGUCCGUCUCUAGUAUAUGUAGACAUUUGGGUCGGUGACCUACUGUUCAAACGCUGGGAGGUAAACGUGCUCGUUCCGGAGCUGGUCAUAGUACCAGUAGAAAAGAUGCUAGAAUAA